AUGGCUGUCUUCGCCGUUGUCAAGAUCACGCCAAUUGCGUUUGCCAAUGUCCAAUGGCGAACGUUCAUCGUAUAUGCAGUACUCAUCGCUGCGUUUAUUCCAGUCGUGUAUUUCUUUUCCUCGGAAACGAAAGGCAUCGAACUGGAGGACAUCCCACUGCUGUUUGCCAAAGGUGGCAUCACUGGCGGUGUGGCAUCGUCAAAGGGAGGCAGAACCGUUGUACAAUCUUCCAUCAACGAGAAGAUCGAGGUCGAUCAUCAGCGGAUGGAAAGAGUCGAAACGUGA
This is a messenger RNA of Fulvia fulva, 285 nucleotides long. RefSeq lists its product as uncharacterized. The transcript is spliced from 2 exons. The coding region runs from base 1 to 285 and encodes 94 amino acids. Gene Ontology annotation, biological process: carbohydrate transport; transmembrane transport. Gene Ontology annotation, cellular component: membrane. Lineage: Eukaryota; Fungi; Ascomycota; Dothideomycetes; Mycosphaerellales; Mycosphaerellaceae. The record is from RefSeq and is a predicted model, not a curated record. Gene Ontology annotation, molecular function: carbohydrate:proton symporter activity.